Messenger RNA from Meyerozyma guilliermondii ATCC 6260, 522 nucleotides. It is a transcript of the gene NAT5, whose product is annotated as peptide alpha-N-acetyltransferase subunit. Gene Ontology annotation, molecular function: acyltransferase activity, transferring groups other than amino-acyl groups. Bases 1 to 522 code for a protein of 173 amino acids. NCBI's taxonomy places the organism in Eukaryota, Fungi, Ascomycota, Pichiomycetes, Serinales, Debaryomycetaceae. The transcript has a single exon. The record is from RefSeq and is a predicted model, not a curated record. Gene Ontology annotation, biological process: mitotic sister chromatid cohesion. Gene Ontology annotation, cellular component: NatA complex.
AUGGGCCGCAGCAUCGUUUCGUUGGAUGAUAUCACUCCAAAUAAUAUUGGAGUUUUUCAAAAGAUAAACGAGGUAUGUUUUCCAGUAACGUUUCCAGAUCAGUGGUACAAAGACUGCUUGGAAAAAGGUGUGGUUGAGCAGUUGGGUUUUUACGCUGAAAUACCAGUUGGAGGUGUUAAAGCAAAACCGUUUAAUACAUCGCAUUCGUCCAAUUCUCAUACUCAAACCCAACAGCAUCAUUUAGCGGUCAAUUCCGUUCCCAAUGCCAUGUACGUGGAAUCGCUAGCUGUUUUACCGGCGUAUCAAGGUUUGGGAAUCGGAUCACAAUUACUUGAAUAUGUCAUUGAAGAAACCAAAAAAAGAUUCAUUCAUGAAGUUUUCUUGCAUGUUCAAGCUAGUAACACUCAUGCUGUGGACUGGUACAAAAAACGAGGGUUUGAAUUGUCGGAAAAUGUGCCAAAAUAUUAUCAGGAUCAGGGCCUUGAUAGCCCCGAUGCGGUUAUAUUGCGGAUGAAAAUAUAA